ACAGUAGAAGAAGAAGGAGGAGGAGGAAGAGAAGGAGGAAACAGGUGACUGCUCGUCUGGUUCGAGGAGGCUCAUAUCUGAUAACACAAGUCAUUCCAGAGUCAAUUUGGGAAAUUAAAACGCACGAAAGUGUUCGAGUUUAACAGGUGCAGUGAUGCAGUUCGUCCACACAGCCUGAGUCGAACCAGACCAGCCCGGGCUUCCUGCUCCCAUGUCCCACCGCCUUUGACUUUCAAAGUCCACCUUCCGAACACUGACCAGUGGGCCGGGCCAGUCCCGUCCUGUGGGGUUGGGAGGGGGCGGGCGGCGAGCGGCGAGCGUGGCCAACGAUGGACAGCGCGUGCAGCGGCAGCGUCGACUCGCGGGCGGCCAGGGGGUCCGGGCCCAUCAACGCCGCGGCGGUCUCCGUGAGGGUGGAGUCGUACGAAGCCGGAGAGAAGAAGUGCAUCUCAGACGUGAGGAGGACCUUCUGCCUCUUCGUCACCUUCGACCUCUUGUUCAUCACCUUGCUCUGGAUCAUAGAGCUCAACGUGAACGGUGGCAUUCAGAAUCAGCUGGAAAAAGAAGUCCUGCAUUAUGACUACCACGCCUCCUUCUUCGACAUCUUUCUCCUGGCUGUUUUCAGGUUCGCCGCCCUCAUCCUGGCCUACGCCGUCUGUAAGCUCCGUCACUGGUGGGCCAUCGCGAUCACCACUGCAGUCAGUUGUGCGUUCCUGAUAGCCAAAGUCAUUUUGUCUAAGCUGCUGUCUCAGGGGGCCUUCGGGUACCUGCUGCCCAUCAUCUCCUUCCUGUUGGCCUGGAUAGAAACGUGGCUGCUGGACUUCAAGGUCCUGCCUCAGGAGGCCGUAGACGAAAAUAGAUAUCAGUCCAUCAUGGACGCCACAGAGCGAGCUCCUCUGGUGGGUCCGGGUCCUUUAUCUGACGGACCGUUCUACUCUCCACCGGAGUCUUUGGCGGACUCUGACGAGGAACUGGACGACAAACACGAUCCUGAGAAAGGCCUCAUUCAGCAGGUGACUUAACAGUGUCUCCACAUCUAAAGCUGAAUAUUUGCUCCUGUGCUACCGAAGAAAAAUUCUGCCUUACACUUUCUGCCAUUUUAGUUUUUGUAUUUUUUUUUUUUUGUUUGUUUGUUUGUUUUAAUUUGUCCAAAUGAAGUAUUUGUACUUUCACAUCCACAAAUGAAACCUCUUCUGUCGAAAAUCAGCCUCCAGUCUGGAUUUAAGUGCCGCUUCUUAAAAAGCAAUAUCAGUGUCAUGAUUUUAGGAGUUUUGUUUUUCUACAUUUAAAUAACUCUGGAUGAACCUUUUAAGAGAAUUCAUGUUCAUUGUUGUUUUUUGUUUUUUUUUAAUUAUGUGUAGAAGAAAAAACAAAUCACUUGAACUCUCUGAUGUGUAAUAGUUGGAGCCCUUUUCAGUAUCCGGCCAAGUUUCACACACACACUUCUGUUUCAGUCUUUUUCCAGGGUGUUAAUGUGUUAUAUGUCCACCAUGUUUACUAUUUUUUUAAUUGUUGAUCAUUUGCAUAUACUUGGGUUUGAAGUCACUGUAAAGUAAAAUGAUAAUAAUAAUAUUAAUAAUAAUAAGCUCCGUAGACUCCUCAUUAAGAAAGAAAAGUAAAAAGUGUUUGGUUAUUUUUCCGGCCAGUAUCGACCGUAUGGACCAGUGUGUAGCAAAGGAGACAAGUCUUAAAAUAUCACUACAACACCUUGCAUGGAAAAAAAUGUAGAAAUAUAAAAACAAUUAUGUCUGCUUCCAAAAAAAAAAACAAACAAACAAAUAAGGCGAUCCAUUAAUCUGCAGCGUCGACAUGUGAAGGUUUACUGCACUGAGUGAGAUGGAAACUGAAUAAAGCUGCUGUGACUAGGAGAAAAAAGUUGAAAUGUAAGUGUACAUAUCUUAACGCAUGCUGUGCAUCCAGUGCUUCUGUUUUUAUGGGAUGCCCGUCUGUAAAAUAGAAACAUUAAAAUGAAAUGUGAAACUUU
Mugil cephalus (flathead mullet) is the source of this 1984-nucleotide messenger RNA. It is a transcript of the gene stard3nl, whose product is annotated as STARD3 N-terminal like. Lineage: Eukaryota; Metazoa; Chordata; Actinopteri; Mugiliformes; Mugilidae. The coding region runs from base 330 to 1022 and encodes 230 amino acids. The transcript has 9 exons. The record is from RefSeq and is a predicted model, not a curated record.